AGAACGACCAACCUGCACAUUCAGCAUAACUACCCAAAGCUAUCUCAUCACACUGUCCGGGAGAAUAUCGUCCGAUCAUCCAAGGGCAAUUCGGUCUAUUAUUUGUAAGGGCUUCAAAGCGCAUCGCUUUGUCCAAGAUUUCGAAAACCCGUCGUGUCUUUGUUCUUCGAGGACCUCAUUUAUCUUCAGCACACCGCUACAUAAACCACCAGCCCCCUCAUUUUCAAACUCACGACCACUUAUCAUCAUCAUAAUACGGACUCUCCCAAACCAAAAACCUUUCCAUCUUCCCAACAUCGCUUGCUGGUCAAGCCAUUUAUCUCACAAAUUACGUCAUUCGCAUUCGCAUAGCAUAUCCGACUCAUACACACCUAGAACAUGGCAAUCGGUCAAACGGUGACGGUGGUCAAUAAGUCUGGCAAGGUUGUCAGUACUGGCAAACACGUCGUCAAGGUUUUCAAAGAGGCCAAGUCAGCAUACAGAGAACGCAAGGCCGAGAUUAAAGCCGUGCGCGAUGCAGACAUCGAACAAAAGCGUCUUCAGAAAACACUAGAAAAAUUUACGCUAGAAGACGAUCGUGCCUCACAAUCUUCUCGCCGUUCUCACACGUCAAGCAGAAGCAAGAGAUUGAAUCGCGAUCGACCACCCGUGGAACGUGGAUACUCGGACAGCUUCUACGCUAAUGAUAAAACAUCAACUCCGAGAAGCCGUCAGCAGUCGGGACUUCGCAAUGAAUUUGAUCCUGAUGGAGAGAGACAACACAACGAACUGGUCCGGAGGCACACCACCGACAUGGGUCAGGAAGUUCAACGACCAAGGACAUCACGCUCAGUAUCAGAAGCAGACAUCGACAUGGACCUCGCUUAUGGCGAAUUACCACCACCUCUGCCGGAACGACCACGAGACAACGAGAUCGAAUUACGGGAGAAGAUGACAAAAUUGCAGCAGCUGCUAGACGAGGCAAAUUGCGUCCAGCACUCUGUCAUCGCCACCAUCGAGAACCUCCAAAAGAAUCCUGACGCUUUGGCUGCUGUAGCGCUCACCCUUGGUGAAAUCAGUACCAUUGCAGGCAAAAUGGCUCCUGGUGUGUUGACGUCGAUGAAGACCGCAUUCCCAGCCAUCAUUGCACUACUCGCCUCACCACAAUUCAUGAUUGCUGCCGGCGUAGGUGUCGGCGUCACAAUAAUCGCAUUCGGCGGCUACAAAAUCAUCAAGAAGAUUCAAAAGCACAAAGAAGAUGCUGCCGAGCUCAAAAACGGAGGCCAACGUCGCAUCGAGGACAACGAAUCUGUAUCCGAAUACGACGAAUUAUACGAACUCGAUGGAGAUCUCGACCACAUAGAAGUCUGGCGCCGUGGUAUCGCUGACGCCGAAGCCCAAAGUCUUGGUACCAGUGUCGACGGCGAAUUCAUCACCCCGGAUGCUGGUAGGCAACUCGUCUCUGAAGGUGUGAUUCGACAAGAAGAUCUCAAGUCCAUGCGCUCGAGCAAGUCUCACAAGACUACAAAGUCAAAGAAGAGCAAAAAGGAUGCCAAGAGUGAGAAGGAGUCCACUGUUGGUAGCUCCAAGGACAAAGAGAAGCGUAAGAAGAAAGAACCGAGUGGGUUGAGGAUGCUGUUCAAGACACGCGCGUGAUAUUGGUGACUUGGUUUCUGUUUUUCUGCCAUACAAUUUGCUCUUUUGCUCUUGUUGAUUACCAGUAUUAAAGCAGAUACGAGUUAUGUUGUCUUGCUAAUUGUCCAUGUAUGUUUUGUCCUGUCCUACAGCGUAUUUAGCGGCAUUUUCAUUGUCCUCUCCAUCAUCACUCACCGAAUACAGCGCUAGUUCUUGUCUUGUCUUUCGAAGUACAAAACUGCUUUAUUG
Molecule: messenger RNA, 1863 nt
Organism: Aureobasidium subglaciale EXF-2481
Lineage: Eukaryota; Fungi; Ascomycota; Dothideomycetes; Dothideales; Saccotheciaceae
Exons: 1
Coding region: 379-1635 (418 amino acids)
Source: RefSeq, a predicted model, not a curated record